AUGGGUCUUCAACAUUUUCUCGUAGGUCUCGUCUUUGUUUCCCAACUUUUUGCUCAAGAGCACGGAGGAAACUUGUACAAUUACUCUCUCGAGAAGCUCUUGAGAGCUCGACGACAAUCAAAAAACAUUAAUUCCAAUGAGAUUCACACUACUUUCACCAGCGAUAUUGAUACGUAUUCACCUGUAUACGUAAGUGCUCAAAAUGGGCUUAAGGAAGCUGAUAAGAUCGUCGCAUUGCCUGGACAACCCUACGGGGUGACCCUUGAUCAAUACUCGGGUUAUGUAACCGUUGAUCCUCAAGCCGGAAGAGCGUUGUUUUAUUACUUUGUGGAGUCUAAAAAUUCAUCUCUUAAACCUCUUGUACUUUGGCUAAAUGGAGGACCUGGCUGCUCCUCUUUGGGAGCCGGGGCAUUUAUGGAACUUGGGCCCUUUCGACCGAACCGAGAUGGAAAAACAUUGUGGGAGAACAAAUAUGCAUGGAACAAUGUGGCGAAUAUUUUGUUCCUUGAGUCACCGGCAGGAGUAGGGUUUUCGUACUCGAAUACAACAUCUGAUUAUGAUAAGAGCGGAGACACGAGAACGGCUAAGGAUGCGUAUGCUUUCCUAGUGAAUUGGUUGGAAAGGUUUCCCGAGUACAAAGACCGAGAUUUCUUCUUAACCGGAGAGAGUUACGCCGGACACUAUGUUCCCCAACUAGCUCAACUCAUUCAACACAAUAACAAGAUCACAAAUCAAACUAUUAUCAACUUGAAAGGGAUUGCUAUUGGGAAUGCAUUAUUGGACGAUGAGGCAGCUGCGAGAGGCAGUUACGAGUCGCUAUGGAGACAUAACUUGAUUUCCGAUGAAAUUCAUUAUAAUAUAAUGGCAAGUUGCAAUUUUUUCGACGUGAAUUCAACACAAAAAUGCAAGGACUAUCUUCACCAAGCAGACAAGGCUUUUGGAAACAUCUACAUAUACGAUAUUUAUGCUCCCUUGUGCUCUUCUCCGCCUUCCUCAAGCCUCGGGGUUGCCUAUUUUGAUCCAUGCACGGGGAAUUACGUGAGUGAAUACUUGAACCUUCCCGAAGUACAACAAUCUCUCCAUGCAAAUGUCUCGGGCAACCUUUCCGGAAAAUGGGAAUCUUGCAACGACUAUAUUGCUGAUAUUUGGAAUGACAUGCCAUCGACGGUGUUGCCCAUUGUUCAAGAGUUAAUGGACAGCGGGAUUAGUGUUUGGAUAUACAGCGGUGACACGGAUUAUAUAAUAUCAACGACAACAACUGAUUUCAGCAUAGACAAACUAAAUGCGACGGUUAAGACUCCAUGGUAUCCGUGGAAAUACCAAGGAGAGGUUGGUGGUUAUGUGGUGGAAUACGAGAAAAUGACGUUUGUAACUAUUAGAGGUGCGGGACAUUUAGUACCGAGUUAUCAACCUAGUCGUGCUCUAGCUAUCUUCUCAUCUUUCAUUGAGGGGAAACUUCCUCCUUCAAUUUAAGCACAAAGUUCUUGAAGAACUUAAUAAAAGGCAUUAUCAAUGUAAACAAUAUUAACCAUAUAAUCAAAUUAGCUGGAAAAAGGGCAUGUACUUUUCACUUUAAUUUACCUCUCAUGUUCAAAAUAAUAUAGAAUUG
This is a messenger RNA of Impatiens glandulifera, 1609 nucleotides long. Its product is annotated as serine carboxypeptidase 1-like. Bases 1 to 1473 code for a protein of 490 amino acids. The record is from RefSeq and is a predicted model, not a curated record. Gene Ontology annotation, cellular component: vacuole. Gene Ontology annotation, molecular function: serine-type carboxypeptidase activity. Lineage: Eukaryota; Viridiplantae; Streptophyta; Magnoliopsida; Ericales; Balsaminaceae. The transcript is spliced from 8 exons. Gene Ontology annotation, biological process: proteolysis.